AUGUUUUCUUUUAAAAACUAUUUAGUUGAAUGUUUUUCAGGUGAUAAUUCGGGUCAAAGUGAGCCAUUAUUUAGUUCCUUGGAAGAGCCUUUACUAACAGCCAUACAAGUUGAUUCCGAACAAGAAGGCACCGAAAUCGAAUUGACCAGUUGCUCAUCAUAUUCACGACCCGAUAUGAAUUUACAGGACAGCACCGAGAGUCAAGAGUCCUGCCUAUCCAUCUUAACGGGUGAGCCCUCCUCAACUACUCCACUGUUGUCAUCGCAUAGGAAGCAUUCGCCCACAAGUACUGGUUAUGCAGAUAAAGAGCGUGAACGCGAACGUUUGCCUAGUACGGCUCCCGCCCCCACAAGUGGCGGUAAGCACUUUACAUUUGACAAACCACAAUCCCCGAAAUCCGCACGUUGUAGUGAUAAGUCACGUACUUGUUUUACAUUUAAAGAUGAAGCCGAACAGAGAAUCUACAUUAAGCAACAACAACAGCAGCAGCAGCAGCAACAACAACGUUUGACGAAGUAUGCCGAUGAAGGACAAACAUAUGACAAGUGUAAUUCUUCAAAUGACAGAUUACCACCACGUGCAUAUCCCUCGCAAAAGAGUACCAAUCCAAGUGGGGGAAUUGCUGCGGAUGUUGGUAAUUUCAAUAGCAGUAAAAAGUCCAGAACAGAUGUGACCAAUGUUCAGAUUGUUAAAGAUCGCAAUCGUUAUUCAAUGGGAGCCACAAUUCCGGCCACCACAACACACAAAACUAGUCCGAAACGUGAGCGGCGACGUUCACCGUCAUCAUCAUCGUCCAAAGUCAAUUCUGCUCCGCCCACAAUGAAGGAUAGCAACUUUUUCGGUAGCAACUCUUCACCGACCAGGCUUAAUAACAAACAACUCUCGCCUACCUCGCAGAGCUCAGGUCAACGUAAAUAUUCCUCCAGUUCUUCAUCCGGUGGCAGUGAGCGCUACAAAGACGGCAUACUAUUUCCAUUCGAUCGUGAGGCGAUCGACUAUGAACGCAUACAGCGUGAAUGUUUUGCAUUAAAGGAACAUUCGAGUUCCUCCACCACCACCAGCGAUUCAGAUGAAGCUGAACCGUGCUCGGUCUAUGAAAGAUCCAAGGCUACUGUUUCACCAAAACCCACAGAAUUUUACAAACAAUACACGUUACUCUCGCAAAAGGAACAGCAACAACAGCAGCAGCAGCUGCAACAGCAACAGCAUCAGACAUCAUCUCGUAAAAAUUCAAAACGCUUACGUUCCGAUUCUUUAGCACAAAAGUAUAUACCCAAAUCGGAUGCAUUUAGUCCUAAAUCAAAAACCAGCUCUCCCACACACAAUGCCCAUCAUCAUUCGCCCAACUCGCAAGUAGAAUUAAAUAAAUUCGAGGAUAUUGCCUCCAAAUUUGAUCAGAUGCCACCAAAGCAUGGCUCCAUUGUAAAUCUAGCCACAAAAACCACUAGCCCCCUGUCCAGCAGCAAUCAACUGUCAAAUUUAAAGAAUAACAACCACAACAACAUCAGCAACAACAACACUGAGAGCAUAUCAUCAAAUGCCAGUAGUCCCAGUAACUCGCGUAGCACCACACCACCGCUGCCCAAUUUACGUGUGGACUUUUUCGUAGAAAAGUCAAUACAUUCGCGCAAAAAAUCAUUUAAAAAUAAACCCAACUGCGGCGGAGGUGUCGGUGGUGGUGGCGGCGGUAUAGCAGCCUCAGCCAUCGAGGAAGUGGAUGCGAUCACAAUAGCAAAUACAGCACACGACUAUUUGGGUGACUGCCAAUAUAUUGUAGGUAGCAGCAAUGUUUCAGCCACGGCUAAUGUUCUCGUUAAUUCAGGUGGCCCUAUUAACGUGACAGCCAAUCCAAUGGAGGUGGCUGUCUGCACGCAACCCAGAGCAACAAUUGUCGUCCAACAAGUAAGUUAA
Molecule: messenger RNA, 1911 nt
Organism: Calliphora vicina (urban bluebottle blowfly)
Lineage: Eukaryota; Metazoa; Arthropoda; Insecta; Diptera; Calliphoridae
Product: dual specificity protein kinase splA-like
Exons: 2
Coding region: 1-1911 (636 amino acids)
Source: RefSeq, a predicted model, not a curated record